AUGUCGAACAGACAGAUCGCCCGCGACAUGCAGGUCGAGUUCCAGGCUCGGUUCCAAGCCAAGCAGGCGCGCAAAGAGGCCCAGAAGGCCGCGAAACAAGACCCUCUCCUCCGAAAACAGAUUCAAGAACUCCUCAAGAAGGGCGAGACCGCCAAGGCCUACCAAAAGGCCAAGAUCCUGCUGUCAAAGCAGGCCCUCGCUGCUCAGAUGGACCAAAUGGCCGACAUGGCUGAGCUCUCGGCAUCCCAGAUACAGGCCAACAAUGCCAUGAACCGCAUGACGCACAUGAUGGGCCAGUCCAGCAAGACAAUGGGCAUUGCUCAGCGUACCAUGAACCCCGAGCGGACGCUCACGACCCUUGAGCAAUUCAAGCAGCAGAACGAAGAGUAUGCCAUGAGCAACGGCAUCUACCAGGAUGCCAUCUCCCAGAGCACGAGCGCCACUGUCAGCGAAGAUGCCGUACACGAACUGCUGGGCAAGCUGGCCGACGAUGCCGGUGUCCAGCUGAGCUCUCAGUUCAACGAGGCGCAGCCGAGCAAGGCAGAGCCCGUCGGACCGCAGACGAAUGAGCCCACUGCAGAGGAGGAAGACGCUUUGCAGCAGAGACUUAGGGCACUGCGCGCCUAG
Molecule: messenger RNA, 627 nt
Organism: Pestalotiopsis fici W106-1
Lineage: Eukaryota; Fungi; Ascomycota; Sordariomycetes; Amphisphaeriales; Sporocadaceae
Exons: 2
Coding region: 1-627 (208 amino acids)
Biological process (GO): protein transport; late endosome to vacuole transport; endosome transport via multivesicular body sorting pathway
Cellular component (GO): multivesicular body; ESCRT III complex
Source: RefSeq, a predicted model, not a curated record